Messenger RNA from Drosophila ficusphila, 1691 nucleotides. RefSeq lists its product as uncharacterized. The transcript has a single exon. Lineage: Eukaryota; Metazoa; Arthropoda; Insecta; Diptera; Drosophilidae. Gene Ontology annotation, biological process: negative regulation of phosphatase activity. Bases 17 to 1477 code for a protein of 486 amino acids. Gene Ontology annotation, molecular function: phosphatase binding. The record is from RefSeq and is a predicted model, not a curated record.
UAACUCUCCAUUCAAAAUGAAGCGCAUUCAUGUGGAUAACUAUGCGCCGAAGUACUACAGCGGCAAAUGGUCUUGGGACACUGAAAAGGAUUGCCUUCACUUCGAGGCCCACAAUGACCUGGAGAACGCCAGGGAGCGCUUCAUUACCACCAACGGUUACAAGUUUCUGCGCACUAUGGACCAGGAGGAGGAGCUCAUCUUCCGCCAGGAGUAUGUGCGUCCGAAGAGCAACAACAGCGAUACUGUGGUAAUUCGAGACAUACGAGAUCUCGUGCUCUACCUGAUGCCUCAGGAGUUUCUAUCGUACAAGUUCGUUAACUUCAUGCACACGCCGCAAGUUCACGCCCUGCUCCACUCCCUGAUAAUAUACUUUGAGUACUAUUUGCGCCUUGUGGAGUUCGUGCUGAUUCGUCGCGAUGAACUCUCGGGUCAGAUGGCGCAAGUCCAAAGCGCGCAGACCAACGACAUGAAGCAGACCUUUUCCGUUUAUCUGAGCCAGUACCGAUUGCUCGUGGCUCGCAACUACUGUUUAAUCAUCGGCGGCGAAGGCGAUAUGGCCAAGUUCUAUCACAUGAAACCGAUUUCAAACAUCUCGGCCACGAUCCACGACAAGUACUUCCAUGAGCACUUUCUGGCCGUGGCCAUCCAAAUAGUCUGGAUUUGCUUGCAUCGCAGGGCUUAUUUCAUCAUCGAAAUGGAGAUGAAUCGUCUGUUCCGCUCGGAACACUUUGUUUCUGCCCGUCCGGAGUACCUCCACUUCACGCCAGCGGAGCGGAGUCUCCUUUACGGCAGGAACAAGAAGAACUUUAACUAUCGUAUCCAGGAUUCGCCUUUGAUCCAGGAGCUAAAGCUGGUUCUCGAGGAGGACAUGCCCAUCCUGUGGAUUGGGGAACGAAAGUACAGGGGCUCCGACCCUCGCAUUGCUCAGAUGGAGCUCGAGUAUAUAACGCCCGGAUCGCAACUCUCGCUGAUCGAUAUUUCCCAUGGAAUUCUGGGACAUCCGAAGAAGCUCUACAACACACUUCUCAGCUUGGACUGGCCGGCUGUGCGUUUCUCCAACUUUUCCGAGCAGUACGACCCGUAUCACAUCAUCAGGCGACCCUUCCUGGAAAUUCCGCAGUUAGGGGAACUCAAGAUCCGGCAGAUGAGCGAGAAGUAUGAGCACUUCUACGAGCUCAGCAGGAUCUUUGAGGUCUGCACCCCUCAGCACAUUAGCAAGUGGGUUAGACGCACCAGCCACAUCGAGUUCUUCAAGUCCGGCGGUCUGCUCACCAACGUGGUUUCGCGCUGCGAAAAGGAGCUGGCCAGCUCUUCUAAAGGACCACGGGUAGAUCAGAUCAUCGCAAACUACUUUAAAGUUAUGUCCAAGAUCCGCAAGGACGAUAAAGAAGGAGAUAGGGAGAGCAUUACAACCUUGCGCGCUGGAAGUGUUGUAUCGCGCGUGAGUUUAUCCAGAGCUUCAAGGAAAACUUUAUAAUAACUUUGUACCUCUAUCGGUAUAUACAUAUAUACUUUCAUAACGUUCGUAUUGUACCACUUCCACGAAUGUGUCUGAGUAUGUUUUACAAAGACUGAAGAGCCUGUUAUCUGAAGAAGAUAUUAAACGCAAUAAAAACGAGGGUCAAUAUAGAAAAAAUUUAUUUUGGUACCGCCAAUCUUAAAACUUAAAACUAUAUCAAUUUAUAUAUGUA